Messenger RNA from Cuscuta epithymum, 831 nucleotides. The record is from the annotation of a GenBank genome assembly. NCBI's taxonomy places the organism in Eukaryota, Viridiplantae, Streptophyta, Magnoliopsida, Solanales, Convolvulaceae.
UGGGCAUUUGCUCAAUCGCGCAACGCGCGUGUAAAAAACUAGUAAUAAUAUAAUAAUGAAACUAUGUGUGAAGCCCGCGGGUCUCGAUCAACUAUCUUCAAAUCAACAUCUCUAGCUCUAUCAACUUGUACAAUAAUGAAGCGUGUAAACUCAACCGCCGAUGGGAUCUUCCGUUUUGUCAAAGAGAGAAGUAGAAGCUGUAGGAGAUCCAUGGAGGCAUCAAUCUCUUCGUCUUCCGGCGGAGAAGGAUACGAGUGGGUGAGGAAAGAGCGGGUGGACGCGGUGGUGGUGGGAGCAGGGGUGGUGGGCAUAGCGGUGGCGCGUGAGCUAGCGGUGAAGCAGGGAAGAGAGGUUCUGGUCAUCGACUCCGCACCGACAUUCGGCACCGGAACAAGCUCCCGUAACAGUGAGGUCAUCCAUGCCGGCAUCUACUAUCCUCCCCAUUCCCUCAAGGAAACUAACUCACAAAUGGAGAAAAGCUAAUGGGCAUGCAACUCUAGAAGUAUAAGCAAAAGAACAAAAAUCAUAGCCCUACAAUAAGUUCUUUGAUUUUACAAAGAAGCAAGCAUCUAUGCAACAACCAAUGGGUCUUGCAUGGUAUGCCCUAUUGAUGAUUUGCAGCUCAUGCAAACCAACCAGAAAUUUUCUGUCUUGAACUCAUUGAUGUCAAGACAUACAACUUAGGAAUGGUACAACUAUGUAAUUCUUUGUUUUCAUUUUCCAGAAUGAUCAUAUUAUUUGUUUCUAAUUCUACAAGGAUUGAAAGCAAAAUACUGGGGAAAAAAACAAAUAAUUCAGUUUAUGAGUGCAGAUUCACUUUUUGAAACAUAA